UACUAAGUGCAAUUUUUCUACCUUGAUCCUGGUUUGUCCUGUGUCCUGUUGUGAAGCAGAGUAUGCCUCUCGUUGCUCUCGUUCUUCUCUUUGAUAUUAUUGAAAUAACAUUUCACAGCAAAGUGAUAGAUACUUUUUAGAAAAAUAAUAUUUUCUUAAAGUGUUGAAAAUAUACAACUAUCUACAUGGAUGCGUUACAGUUAAGAAAUUUCAGAGAUUUUCUUCUCCUCUACAACCAAAUAUCUGAGACCUGUUUUAAGAAAUGUGCAAAUACUUUCCUCACUCGAGAAGUCACUUCCAAUGAAGAUGUUUGCGUAAGUAAUUGUGCACAAAAAUAUAUUCAUGCAAAUCAUAAAAUAAUGGAGAUAUUUAUGGAAGUGCAGCCUAUAAUGGUUCGUAAAAGAAUAGAAGAAAUAAAUACAACUCAAGCUGCAUUAGAAGCACAAAAUCAGCAAGUGACACAAAAUUCACAAUGAUACUGAUAUCAAUUAUGUAUGAUGUAUUUAUCUGUCUUCAAAUAUUCUCUAGUUAAUUUAAUCAUAAAUUAUAAAAUUCUGUGGAAUACAUGUACAUA
This is a messenger RNA of Camponotus floridanus (Florida carpenter ant), 574 nucleotides long. RefSeq names its product mitochondrial import inner membrane translocase subunit Tim10 B. The record is from RefSeq and is a predicted model, not a curated record. Gene Ontology annotation, cellular component: mitochondrial intermembrane space chaperone complex. The transcript has 3 exons. Lineage: Eukaryota; Metazoa; Arthropoda; Insecta; Hymenoptera; Formicidae. Bases 186 to 476 code for a protein of 96 amino acids.